AUGACGAUCGCCGGUAUGUGCUUCCCUAUGCGUUCGCCGUGGGAUCAUCCAAUGGAUCGCUGCUUCCGAUUUUUUCCAUGCCUCGCGGAUCCUGGUCGAAGGUCUUCGUUGUGCUUGAAGUUGGCCUUAGUGGCGAUCCACCUUACUUAUGCCGGCGUGCUCUUCUUGUUUGAUGGGGAUUUGAUAGAAAAGACCAAGAAGGAACCGUGGUACACUGCUUUAUACUUGCUGCUGUUCGUUGUUACUUUAAUUCAAUACUUUGCUACCUCUGUUUCUUCUCCAGGCUACGUUAUUGAUGCCAUGAUGACUGUUAAGGAUAGAAAUGUAGUAUACAGAAAGUCAGACCCACCCAGUCAAUCGGCCUCAAGCAGAAAUGGGAGUUUUGUUGUUCCCAUGGAGGCAAAUCAAUUGGGAAGAAAUCUUUCAGGAAGCAGUUUAACAUCUUGGUCAAAGUUGGUGGCGGACUUGUAUCCUUUGGGGUCAUCAAUCAGAACAUGGACAUGCACCUACUGCAAUGUGGAGCAGCCUCCACGAGCUAAGCAUUGUCAUGAUUGUGACAAGUGUGUUCUUCAGUUUGAUCAUCAUUGUGUUUGGCUUGGUAACUGCAUUGGCCAGGGUAAUCACUGUAAAUUUUGGUGGUAUCUGUUUGAAGAGACAGCUUUGUGCCUUUGGACUGGCUUCUUGUAUAUUUCAUACCUGAAGGCUCACAUUACUAGGGUUUGGUGGCAGGAUGCUAUCGUGAUACUACUCUUGAUCAUUCUGUCAGUUUGUCUCAUCUUUCUUCUCCUCUUACUGCUAUUUCAUAGCUAUCUUAUUUUAACAAAUCAGACUACCUUUGAACUUGUAAGGAGAAGACGGAUUCACUAUCUAAGGGGAAUUCCGGAAAGAGUGCAUCCAUUCAGUACUGGAGUUCGAAGAAAUGUAUACAACUUCUGCUGUGCGAGGAGCGCCGUUUACAGAUUCGAACCAUUGCCUACCUCUCAAGAGAUAGAAGAAAAAUCAAGGCCGUACACAUGCUUAGAUGCUUUAACAUGUCGAUGUUGCUGA
Sphenostylis stenocarpa is the source of this 1047-nucleotide messenger RNA. The record is from the annotation of a GenBank genome assembly. NCBI's taxonomy places the organism in Eukaryota, Viridiplantae, Streptophyta, Magnoliopsida, Fabales, Fabaceae.